AAACGUCAAAACUCGGCGAGUCGGCUGCUCUUGCUCCUACAGGUUGAUGUGCUGAGUUUGCAGGAGCUUCGGGCUGUUUCUGGUGCUGUAGGACCAGACAUCGUCACCUCUGCAAAUAAGCGGCUUGUGGCCAGGCCUCUCCAUGGCUCGGGUACGAGUUCCGGGCUGAACCAUUUUCUUUGUGGUGAAAGCCCCCGCCCUGAGGCUGGUUCGUCGCGGCGGCGGUGGAGAUCGCAGGUCCCUCAGGAUUGCAGAUGGGUCAAGGACUCUGGAGAGUAGCCAGAAAUCAGCAGCUACAACAGGAAGGCUACAGUGAGCACGGUUACCUCACCAGAGAGCAGAGCAGGAGAAUGGCUACAAGUAACAUUUCUAACACCAGCCAGCAGCGUAAACAAGUCCAAGGAGGCAUUGACAUAUAUCACCUUUUGAAGGCAAGGAAAUCUAGAGAACAGGAAGGCUUCAUUAAUUUGGAAAUGUUGCCGCCUGAGCUAAGCUUCACCAUCUUGUCCUACCUGAAUGCAACUGACCUCUGCUUGGCUUCAUGUGUUUGGCAGGACCUAGCUAAUGAUGAACUUCUCUGGCAAGGGUUAUGCAAAUCUACUUGGGGUCACUGUUCCAUAUACAAUAAGAACCCACCUUUAGGCUUUUCUUUUAGAAAAUUGUAUAUGCAGCUGGAUGAAGGGAGCCUCACCUUUAAUGCCAACCCAGAUGAGCAUCAUUUAAAUAUAAAAACAAGAAUACUUGCAGCCACAGGGAACAAGAUCCUCCAAAGAACAUCGUCCAUGUCCCGGAAAUGGGUAACCAAACUCCAUAGCACCUGCUGGCAGUGGCUCAUGGGGUGGGGGAGAACAUCUGCACCAUCUGUGGGAGUGAACUACUUUAUGUCCAAGGGUAUCCUAGAUGAUUCUCCCAAGGAGAUAGCAAAGUUUAUCUUCUGUACAAGAACACUCAACUGGAAAAAACUAAGAAUCUAUCUUGAUGAAAGGAGAGAUGUCUUGGAUGACCUUGUAACACUGCAUAAUUUUAGAAAUCAAUUCUUGCCAAAUGCACUGAGAGAAUUCUUUCGUCAUAUCCAUGCCCCUGAAGAACGUGGGGAAUAUCUUGAAACUCUUAUAACAAAGUUCUCACAUAGGUUCUGUGUUUGCAAUCCUGAUUUAAUGCGAGAACUUGGCCUUAGUCCAGAUGCUGUCUAUGUGCUGUGCUACUCUUUGAUUCUACUUUCCAUUGACCUCACUAGCCCUCAUGUGAAGAAUAAAAUGUCAAAAAGAGAAUUUAUUCGAAAUACCCGUCGUGCUGCUCAAAACAUUAGUGAAGAUUUUGUAGGACACCUUUAUGACAAUAUCUACCUUAUUGGCCAUGUGGCUGCAUAAAAGCACAAUUUCUGGGAUAUUAACUCUUCACUUCAGACCAAUGCUGCCCAAGGAUCUACUUAGCAAAUACGAGUAUCACAUAAGUGCUGGUCAUUCUAGCUUCUGUAUACCAUCAAGCAUGAGUAUACAGCCUCUUUCUGUUUCACUGUUUUCUUUUCAGUAAUUUCCUUGGGAAACUGAAUAAUUUUGCAGAAUUGUUCUCACUGUUGCUCAUCAUGUUUGCCCAGAGCAGAGCCAUUUUCUCACAUAGCUGUGCAAGAAUAGUACACUGACAUAUACUACAUAACAUGGUGUUUUAUGCAUUAAAUUUGCCUGAAAACUA
Jaculus jaculus (lesser Egyptian jerboa) is the source of this 1692-nucleotide messenger RNA. It is a transcript of the gene Fbxo8, whose product is annotated as F-box protein 8. Gene Ontology annotation, molecular function: protein binding; guanyl-nucleotide exchange factor activity. The record is from RefSeq and is a predicted model, not a curated record. Gene Ontology annotation, biological process: regulation of ARF protein signal transduction. NCBI's taxonomy places the organism in Eukaryota, Metazoa, Chordata, Mammalia, Rodentia, Dipodidae. The coding region runs from base 255 to 1370 and encodes 371 amino acids. The transcript is spliced from 7 exons.